This is a messenger RNA of Mustela lutreola (European mink), 933 nucleotides long. Its product is annotated as olfactory receptor 8B3-like. The coding region runs from base 1 to 933 and encodes 310 amino acids. Gene Ontology annotation, biological process: sensory perception of smell; G protein-coupled receptor signaling pathway. The transcript has a single exon. NCBI's taxonomy places the organism in Eukaryota, Metazoa, Chordata, Mammalia, Carnivora, Mustelidae. The record is from RefSeq and is a predicted model, not a curated record. Gene Ontology annotation, molecular function: olfactory receptor activity; G protein-coupled receptor activity; odorant binding. Gene Ontology annotation, cellular component: membrane.
AUGCCUGCUGAAAAUACUUCAUUUGUGACUGCAUUUAUUCUUAUGGGGCUAACAGACUCACCAUAUCUUGAGCUCCUCCUGUUCUUCCUGUUUCUACUCAUGUAUGUGGUCACUGUGUUAGGAAAUUUGGGCUUGAUAACUCUAAUCCUGCUGAAUUCACACCUGCACACCCCCAUGUACUUUUUCCUCUUCAAUUUGUCCUUCAUAGACCUCUGUUAUUCUUCUGUGUUUACACCCAAAAUGCUGAUUAACUUCACAUCAAAGAGGAAUAUUAUCUCCUACAGGGGAUGCAUGACCCAGCUUUUCUUUUUCUGUGGUUUUGGUAUUUCUGAAGCUUAUGUGCUGACAUCAAUGGCCUACGAUCGCUAUGUGGCGAUCUGUAACCCACUCUUAUAUAAUGUUGCCAUGUCCCCUAAAGUGUGUUCCAUCCUUAUGUUUGGUUCAUAUUUGGUGUCAUUUUUGGAUGCAACGGCUCACACUGGAUGCAUGCUAAGACUGACCUUCUGUGAUGCAAACACCAUCAACCAUUAUUUGUGUGACAUUCUCCCUCUACUCCAGCUCUCCUGCACCAGCACUUAUGUGAAUGAGCUGGUGGUUUUCAUUGUCGUGGGUAUGAAUAUCAUUGUGCCCACUGUCACUAUCUUUGUCUCUUAUGGUUUCAUCCUGUCCAGCAUCUUGCGCAUCAGCUCUACUGAGGGCAGGUCCAAAGCCUUCAGCACGUGCAGUUCCCACAUAAUUGCUGUUUCUCUGUUCUUUGGAUCAGGUGCAUUUAUGUAUCUUAAACCAUCUUCUGCUGAGUCUAUGGACGAGGGAAAAAUCUCCUCUGUCUUUUAUACAAAUGCAGUUCCCAUGAUGAACCCUUUCAUUUACAGCUUGAGAAACAAGGACAUUAAACUUGCUGUGAGAAAAACUCUGAGUAGAAGAGUGAAUUGA